AUGGGCUGUCUGAGAUGCUGGCUGCCAGCUUUGCUGCUGCUCAGUGUGACUGGAUGUGACGUGGAGCAUCUCCAGGCAGAGAACCUCCAUCUUCUUCCCCCAGAUGAGCAUAACUUAGUCCUAAACCAGGGAAUGAGAGCGCUGCCCAGAGACUGCUAUGACAUGCUGAUGGCCGCCUCAGGUCAGGCCAGAGACGGCGUGUACCUGAUCCAGCCGGGCGACACCCCCAUCGUGGCCUACUGUUCCAUGCAGGAGGGAGGCUGGACGGUGGUGCAGCACAUCACCAUCAACAGCAGCGUGGAUUUCGAUCGCACCUGGGCCGAGUACAAGGGCGGCUUCGGGGACGUCACCGGGGAUCACUGGCUCGGGAACGAAUACCUCCAUCAGCUCACCCGCGGCCCAGCGCGUUACAAACUAGGAGUGAAACUCGUGGAUCAAGACGCCGUCACCAAGACGGGGGAGUACGAUCCGUUCCUGGUGGAGGAUGAGUCAUCAGCGUACAGGCUGAGGCUGGGGUUGUUCCAGGGCACGGCCGUAGACGCUCUGACCCUGGAUACAGAGAACUACCUGCAUGACAACCAGAAGUUCACCACCAAAGACAGAGACAAUGACAACUACUUCCAGAACUGCGCCAAACUGGAGUUUCAAGGGGUUCCAGGAGGAGGCUGGUGGUACGACGCCUGCGCUGGUGCCAAUCUGAACCGCAGGAACGUCAUCUACUGGCAAAAGGACUGCAACAAGGAGCGGCUGUGCAAAUACGCAUGGAUGAUGGUGAGACCUUCAGACACAGUUAAACUGGUUCCAAGUGGAGACUGCAAGAAGGAUGAGCUCUAA
Stegastes partitus (bicolor damselfish) is the source of this 834-nucleotide messenger RNA. RefSeq names its product fibrinogen-like protein A. NCBI's taxonomy places the organism in Eukaryota, Metazoa, Chordata, Actinopteri, Pomacentridae. The transcript is spliced from 2 exons. The record is from RefSeq and is a predicted model, not a curated record. The coding region runs from base 1 to 834 and encodes 277 amino acids.